GCCAUUAAACCUGAAAGAAGAAGAAUGAGUUGCCGCCAUAUUGUAUACAGUUCAGAUCGGCACUGUAAGCUUUGCAGUAAAUGCACAUUUAAACCGAUUUGGCAACUGCCAUAAAACUCUUAAAGAAGCAGCAGCAGCAGGUAAGCAUGUUAGUGAGGGUGGCAUGCAGAGGAACCCAGAAGUAUGUGAAGGUGACUGAGACUAAUGGAGAAUAUAACUAUCAUCAGUUUCACCAGGAAGUGAUUAAAAAAUUUGGCCUACCAUAUGAUGUAGACGUGACAUACAAGGAUUCAACAGAGACUGAGGUUGAUGCAGACAUUUUCAGUGAACUCCUGCUGCAAGGCAAUGUCACUCUCACAGCCUGUAUGGAUGACGGUGUGUCUACGUACAUUGAUUUGUCAGAUGUUUCGAUGUCAUCAUAUGCGUCAUUUUCUUCUAACGCAUCAACCUUGUAUAUUGAUGAACCCCUAACAAAGAAAGCAAGACUGACCGAAGACUGUACUGAUAAACAAGAAGCGAAAAAUAUGGUGAAUGAGGUUCUGAUGUCAAAACCCGGUGGAGCCAAAAUUAUGUUCGAAUACAGUAAAACCCAAACCUUGUCAGACAGCACCCGCAGACAGUUGGUUAACAUGCUUGUUGCUGACAUGAUUGAAGUAUAUGGAAGGGCACCUCCACAAACCGUGCGAACCAAGUAUGCUCUUGGAAUUGUUUCUGUGUUUCCUUACUUGGAGGACCCAUACUCUAAAAAUGGAUAUGAACAUUUCUAUGAUGCAUCAAGUGGUACUGGUUACCUGGCCUGGCGUUUAAAGACAGUGCAGAGAAAUACUCACAUUGGUGAAAAACACAGACCUGAGUCACCUGACACUAGCAAUGGACCAUUGUCAGAGAGGGAACCCUUUUCAACCACAGAACAGCUGACCGGUGAUGAGUACAGAGAGGCAAUAUCAGUUAUGAAACACACUUCAGAUGACACGGUAAUUAUGGAAAAAAUGAAGGCAACUUUCCAAUACAGACAGUCUAUGGCUCGUAAUCCUCAGAUGUCCCAAGAUGUCUUAGACUUGUUCCCUAGGUUUCUGGACACACCUGGCCUUAUUAAACAGGAUUUUUCCAUGCUGUUUGGAGAAGUGAUCUCGGAAAAGUUUCUGGCAAAGUGGUCAACUUUCUUCAAACCCAAAGUAAUCAAUGAAGCCAAAGGAUUGUCCACUAAUUACCACAUUGAGGAACUCAUCAGAGAUGCUCAACAUGAAUCUGAUGAUGACUCAACUGGUUGGGACAGCGACAUCUCAGCCUUACUGUUGCUCCUCUGUCUCCUACCCCCAACUCCAAAAGGCCAAAGAAAGGCAGGCAAAAUAAGUCCCCUUCAAGCAGCUGACCAUCUAGUAAGAUUUCUGAAGAAGGGAACCAGCAUUCCAGCAUUUCUGGAGAGUUUUGGAUCUGCACAGCCUUUCCUGUUAUGUGUGGGAGAAAAUAAGAAGAGCCUACAGAGGUUCUUCAUUAUUGUGGACAUGAAAGCAAUUCCGUGCAAGGCUCAGACAUCUGUGGGGGCAUUUGAUGAACUUUUUAAAGCACACUUUGUGUUCAGCACAUCAUACAGUGAAAGUUUGUCAAGCUUUUACACUUUCAUCCAAACUGCCAUUUACAACAUUGAUGCUGGUACCUCCAAAGAAAGGCCGAGAGUCAGAGAGUUGCGAGCAAGGUUUCUUAGUGGAAAGAAUUGAUUUUUAUGAAACUAUGUUCAAAGCAGGUUUACAUGUUGUUGUUUUACAGGAUGUGUGUGUAGACCAUGCAUGGCAUUAUUUAUUGUAAUGGUAAUAAAAAACAGACUGUUAUUGUGAUUGUUAUUAACCCUUACAAGUCCCUAGGGGUCAAAAUUUCUUCUCUUUAGUUAAAAAAUGUCUCCCUUCAUCUCAAGAUUUUGUGACUUUUCUACAUUAUCUGUCUAUAUCCAUAUUAAAAAACUGGGCUUGAUUUAGUCGUUCUGACGGUGUGUAAUUUUUUUA
Paramisgurnus dabryanus is the source of this 2000-nucleotide messenger RNA. RefSeq lists its product as uncharacterized. The record is from RefSeq and is a predicted model, not a curated record. Lineage: Eukaryota; Metazoa; Chordata; Actinopteri; Cypriniformes; Cobitidae.